This is a messenger RNA of Fusarium odoratissimum NRRL 54006, 564 nucleotides long. RefSeq lists its product as uncharacterized. Lineage: Eukaryota; Fungi; Ascomycota; Sordariomycetes; Hypocreales; Nectriaceae. The transcript has a single exon. The record is from RefSeq and is a predicted model, not a curated record. The coding region runs from base 1 to 564 and encodes 187 amino acids.
AUGAAUUCGUUUUUCCCUUACUUUCGGCCUGGGCAGAGGGACGCCGCUUAUGCUGCCUUCGCCCAACUCUCAGAGUCUGAACAGGCAGUCCGAGAAGACUGCCAGUUAAACCUUUGCCGAGACACGCUAGAGGAGACCCUUUUAAUUCUACACCCUGAAUGUCACUUAGCAUUGAAGCUGCAAGAUGCUCUGGAUGAGAUUCGGCGUCGGUCUCUGGCUAUGCUAUCUAGGGACAAUAGCGAGAAGCGCAGUAGCGCCUUGGAUCCACACCAAUCACCACGUUCAAUCAGCGAUGAUUGUGAAUACAAACACCUCGACAAAAUAUCGUGCACUCCAGAUCGUUCUUGCGAUGCACCGAUGUCAAACAUUGAGAUGACUGUUGUUGAGGAUAACAACAACGCCGUAGCAGCACCAGUAUUCAAAGCUGUAACGCCCGUGAAUCGACCCGCGAUCUUGAAUGACAACAUUCAGAAACCCCUACAUGCAGGAAAGAAGCACUCGCUAGAGGUCAACAUGCCCGCCGCAAAGCGACGAAAAGUGAGGGGCAAUCAGCUCUCAGAUUAG